Messenger RNA from Chrysochloris asiatica (Cape golden mole), 1584 nucleotides. RefSeq names its product Fanconi anemia, complementation group E (gene FANCE). NCBI's taxonomy places the organism in Eukaryota, Metazoa, Chordata, Mammalia, Afrosoricida, Chrysochloridae. The transcript has 10 exons. The record is from RefSeq and is a predicted model, not a curated record. Gene Ontology annotation, cellular component: Fanconi anaemia nuclear complex. Gene Ontology annotation, biological process: interstrand cross-link repair. Bases 1 to 1584 code for a protein of 527 amino acids.
AUGGCGACCCCUGGGUCUGAGGACGCUUGUCCGGCUCCCUGGGUGCAGCUGGACUCCCCUGCUCGCCUCCUGCUCCAGGCGUUGCAGGCGGGGCCCGAGGGGACGCGGAGUGGCCUCAGGGUGCUGCGUACGCUGGCCCACCGCGGCGGGGAGCCCUUCUGCUGGGGCCGCUUCCUGGAGGGGCUGUGCCGGGAGGAGCUUGUUGUGGAUGGGCUGGACUGCCCCCUGAAGCUGAAGCCACUGCUGCUACAAUUGCCCCUCUUAUGUCGCAGGAACCUCAUGUCCCUGCUGAUGGCUGUCCGGCCAUCACUGCCGCAAAGCAAGCUCCUCUCUGUGCUUCAGAUUGUCCAACAGGACUCUGACCCUGACCCCUGGCUACGAGCCCUAGCAGAAUUGCUGCAAAGGGAUCUGGGAGUUGAGGUGUCCAUUGAGGGAGCAUCCCCACUCUCCAAAAGAUGCCAGAGUCAGCUUCGAAACCUGUGUAUGCAGUUGGGCCAAGGGGGCAGGGGGUUGAAGUUGCUUCAGACUCCAGACCCCAAAGAGGAAGAACAGAAGGAGGAGGAAGAUAAAGACUCUCAGCAGCUUGGAAAACGUAAAAAAGACCCAGAAGAAGAACCUACCAGCCCUGAGGGGGAGAGAUUCCCGAAAAGGUUUCGGUGUUUGGAAAAAGAAGAGGAAGAUCCUGCAGAGAAGAAGUCUGAAGAUGAAUCAUUGGACUCCUUGGCAGAUGGAGGAGGUGUAUCACCCAUUAGGAACCAGUCUAUUAUGGAGACUGAGACGAGUCUGGAGGAUGCCAAGGACCUAGUUCAGAAUUUGGAGUUGCCCAAAGCUGUCCAGGACCUGCUUUCUAGGCUGCAGCAGCUGCUGAAGACCUCUGAAGAGUCUCCCCAGGGAUUGGAAGACACCCCACCAGAUGAACUGCAGCUUCUCCAUGAAUGCAGUCCCUGCCAGGUGGACCUGCUGUGUGCCCAGUUGCAGCUGCCCCAGCUCUCAGACACAGGUCUCCUGCAGCUCUGCUCCUGGCUGCUGGCCAUUUCACCAGACCUCAGCUUCAGCACUGCUACCGUGCUGACCAAGAGCCUCUUUCUUGGACGGAUCCUCUCCCUAACCACCUCCGCCUCCCGCUUGCUCACCACUGCCUUGACCACCUUCUGUGCCAAGUAUACCUACCCCGUCUGCAGAGCCCUCGUUGGCCCUGUGCUCCAGGCCCCAGGCACAGGUCCAGCGCAAACAGAGUUGCUAUGCUGCCUUUUCAAGGCCGUGGAGCCAGACACGCAGGUUGUAAUGCUGGGACAGAUCUUGGAGCUGCCCUGGAAGGAAGAGACAUUCUUGGUGCUGCAGUCACUCCUGGAGCAGCAGGUGGAGCUGAGUUCUGAGAAGUUCAGUGUCCUGAUGGAGAAGCUCUGUGAAGAGGGACCGGCAGCCACCAAUUCCAUGGCCUAUGCUAAACUCAUGCUGACAGUGAUGACCAAGUAUCAGGCCAGUAUCACUGAGACCCAGAGGCUGGGCCUGGCCAGAGCCUUAGAGCUCAACACCACCUUCCUGAGGAAGUCCCUGCAGGCCGCUCUAAGGCACCUGACCUGA